CAAUUCCGUUGUUGUUAUUUUCCCCCAUUCCUCUCUCCUCUCGUCACUCGGAGAACUGCAUUGUUUUCACUAAUAAGUUUUGUUUCUAUUUACGCUUUUCAGUCCGUCAUACUGAUAUAUAGGUUGAUUGCGCAUAGAAUCUGUUUGCUAAAAUGCUUAAGGGAAAAUUUUCUCCUUUUUUCCAAAACGGUCUUCUUUUUACCGAUGUGGUCAGCUAUUUUGUUUGGUGACGUGGGGUCAUCACAAUAAAAAUGAAAAAUACAUCUUGGGUCCUUUCGUUUCCUUGCUUUGAAACAAUGCUAUCAACACUUCAACCCCCGCGUUAUCUUUCUCGUCUCCCACUCCGGGGCCGCACCAAAUCCCGCCCCUUUCACAUCCUUUCUUCCGCACAGCCCGUCACCAAGACCUCCUUCGCAGCAGACCAAUCACAAAUCCUCUCCAUUCGUGACUCGCUGCUCAACCGUCACCUCAGUGCUGUGGAACUGACACAUUCCUACCUGGACCGUCUCAAACAAACAGAGCCCCAUAUCAACUGUUUCCUUCACGUCUCCGACCCUGACAAGGUCCUGAAACAAGCGCAGGAUAUUGACGACAAGAUAAAAAGGAAUGAAGAAGUGGGUCCCCUUGCUGGCGUCCUCGUCGCUAUCAAAGACAACAUUUGUACGGCUGAUAUGCCUUCCACUGGUGGCUCUUACAUCCUGGAAGGCUACCGUCCUCCGUUCGAUGCCACUGCCGUGAAGAGGUUGAAGGACUUGGGUGCCAUUGUUGUUGGAAAGACCAACUUGGAUGAGUUUGGUAUGGGGAGUACUACUGAAGCUUCUGCUUUUAAGGUGACAGCGAACCCAUGGGACCUUUCUCGGGUGCCAGGGGGAUCUUCGGGUGGCUCUGCUGCAUCUGUAUCAGCCAGGCAAUGUGUUGUGUCACUUGGGAGUGACACUGGUGGAAGUGUGAGGCAACCGGCAUCAUUUUGUGGUGUAGUUGGUUUGAAGCCAACUUAUGGACGUGUUUCGAGAUUUGGACUUAUGGCAUAUGCGUCAUCCCUUGAUGUUAUUGGAUGUUUUGGUUCCUCCGUUGCUGACACCGGGAUUCUUCUUCAUGCAAUUUCUGGUCAUGAUUCACUUGAUGCUACUAGCAGUAAACGAGAGGUGCCUGAUUUCACUUCUCAAUUCACUUCUGCAAGUUCUUUGAAAUCCAGACCAUUAGAGGGGUUAAGGGUCGGUCUUAUCCGUGAAACUGUUGAUGCUGGUGUUGAUUCUGGAGUUAAAUCAGCAAUAGAGGGUGCUGCAACUCAUCUGGAACAAUUAGGAUGUGUUUUGAAAGAGGUUUCAUUGCCAUCAUUCUCUCUUGGUUUACCAGCUUACUAUAUUCUUGCAUCAUCAGAAUCAUCUUCAAACUUAUCAAGAUAUGAUGGUGUCAGAUAUGGGAAUCAAGCUUCUUCUGAUGAGCUAAAUGCCCUUUAUGAAGAAUCGAGGGCUAAAGGAUUUGGAUCAGAGGUCAAAAUGAGAAUAUUAAUGGGAACAUAUGCGCUUUCAGCUGGAUAUUAUGAUGCAUAUUACAAGCGUGCUCAACAGGUAAGGACCAUAAUUCGGAAAAGCUUCAAGGCAGCAUUGGAUGAAAAUGACAUCCUGAUUUCACCUGCAGCUCCGUCCGCUGCAUAUAAGAUUGGUGAGAAGAAGAAUGACCCAUUGGCAAUGUAUGCCGGAGAUAUUAUGACGGUGAAUGUUAACUUGGCGGGCUUACCUGCAUUGGUUUUGCCAUGCGGAUUUGUUGAAGGGGGAGCUGUUGGCCUUCCUGUUGGCCUUCAAAUCAUUGGUGCGGCAUUUGAUGAGGAAAAGUUGGUAAAAGUGGGUCACAUCUUUGAGCAGACUCUUGAAGGUUACAAUUUUGUCCCUCCGCUCAUCACGGAUGUGGGUGGUGCUUCGGCCUGAACUUUGAUUAUCCAUGCUUUUUCAAGGACAUUAGUAAGUAGCCAAUGAAUGAAUCUUAAAAUUGAAAACCAUUUUGGUGAGUGGAUCCUCUACAUCAGACGUUGUGCUGUUAAUACAUAGGACUGACCUUUGAGGCAUGCUGAUGGCCAAUGUGCUUUAGAGACCCCAAUGAUUAUCCGCAACAACAGCAGCAGCAUUGAACUACAAUGUUGUUCCUACAAAUAAUUGCUAAGAUGCCCCUCAAGUUUGUCAAUCUGUCCAAAAUAUUUCAAUGUGAUACGUUAUAUUUAUUGUAUAACAUAAAAGUUUUUUGGGUGCUUAUUUUCGUUUAGGUGAUGGUGUUGAGUGAGACAAGUUUAAGGAAACACUCUUGUUAUUCAAUGAAUAAAUCUUUGUUUAGUUCC
Molecule: messenger RNA, 2332 nt
Organism: Gossypium raimondii (Peruvian cotton)
Lineage: Eukaryota; Viridiplantae; Streptophyta; Magnoliopsida; Malvales; Malvaceae
Product: glutamyl-tRNA(Gln) amidotransferase subunit A, chloroplastic/mitochondrial
Exons: 10
Coding region: 252-1928 (558 amino acids)
Biological process (GO): translation
Cellular component (GO): glutamyl-tRNA(Gln) amidotransferase complex
Molecular function (GO): glutaminyl-tRNA synthase (glutamine-hydrolyzing) activity
Source: RefSeq, a predicted model, not a curated record